This is a messenger RNA of Pygocentrus nattereri (red-bellied piranha), 4380 nucleotides long. RefSeq names its product zinc and ring finger 3 (gene znrf3). Gene Ontology annotation, biological process: Wnt receptor catabolic process; ubiquitin-dependent protein catabolic process; negative regulation of canonical Wnt signaling pathway. The transcript has 8 exons. NCBI's taxonomy places the organism in Eukaryota, Metazoa, Chordata, Actinopteri, Characiformes, Serrasalmidae. Gene Ontology annotation, molecular function: ubiquitin protein ligase activity; frizzled binding. The record is from RefSeq and is a predicted model, not a curated record. The coding region runs from base 672 to 3281 and encodes 869 amino acids.
AAAUACACCUUUACACGAACAGGAGCGCAGCGUGAACGCAGCGCGGCGCUGCGGCGCGCCGUCAGGGGCGGAACUCCAGCUCCUCUUAAGGUGGACCGGAGAGAAAAGUUUGAAAGGUCACGCAGCGUCACCGAAAGCUCGAGCUCGCUCCAACAGGUGGCUGCUUUCGCAGCGCGCGGGGACGCGUGGAACUCGGCGCGCGCGAUCUGCGGCGUCCACACGAAACGAAAGUAGUUGAGAGACUGAAAGGGUUUCAGAGCCUCCUUAACCAGAGCUGUGUGGCAGCCGGGAGAGGGAGAGGAGUGGAGGACGAGAGGAGAGGAGAGGGUUAGGAGGAGCUCGGUGGGUGGGGAUAACCCUUUAGGAGGGAGAGAGAGAGAAAAUAUUAGAAAAUCACGUGUUUGAAGAUCAAAGGAGAUCCGCUUUGAGGCGCUGGGGAGAGCGAGAGAGAGAGAGAGAGAGAGAGAGAGAGCAGAGCAGAGCAAUGCGAGUGUCCAGGCUGCAAUGCUGAAAUAAACACCACCGUGGAGGUUAAUUUGGGGUUUUUGUUCCUCUUUUUUCCACCAAAACGUGCCUUUUUUCUCCUCUGAUCACAGAAUCGUUGCUUUCAACGGAAAAACCGCGGAAAUCUUGGAAAUUAUGCUCCGCUUCGCGCUGAUCCGACCGGCGAGAUGAUGAUGAAGCGUGCCCCGGCUGGGUCGCUCUCAGGCGGCCACGCUUGGCCGCUGCUCCCGCUGCUGGCGCUGGUGCUCAUGCCGGGCUCCGCCCGGGCCAAAGACACGGCCUUCGUGGAAGUGGUUCUGUUCGAGUCGAGCCCCAGCGGGGAUUACACCACCUACACCACCGGCCUGCAGGGACGCUUCUCCAGAGCCGGAGCCACCAUCAGCGCCGAGGGAGAGAUAGUACAAAUGCAUCCUCUGGGUCUGUGUAAUAAUAAUGAUGAGGAGGAUCUGUACGAGUACGGCUGGGUGGGGGUGGUGAAGCUGGAGCAGCCGGAGCUUGACCCCAGCUGUCUCACAGUGCUGGGAAAGGCGAAGCGAGCCGUGCAAAGAGGUGCUACAGCCGUAAUCUUUGAUGUGUCAGAAAAUCCAGACGCCAUUGAUCAAUUGAAUCAGCUCUCUGAGGACCCCCUGAAGAGGCCGGUGGUCUACGUUAAGGGAGCUGACGCUGUCAAGUUGAUGAAUAUAGUUAAUAAGCAGAAAGUUGCCCGAGCCAGAAUUCAGCACCGCCCUCCGCGGCCAACGGAGUAUUUUGAUAUGGGGAUCUUCCUGGCGUUCUUCGUCCUGGUGUCUCUGGUGUGCCUCGUCCUCCUCAUCAAGAUCAAACUGAAGCAGAGGCGCAGUCAGAGCUCCAUGAACAGGAUGGCCAUCCAGGCUUUGGAGAAAAUGGAGACGCGCAAGUUUAAGGCUAAGGUCAAAGGUCAGCGCGAGAGCAGUUGCGGUGCGUCAGAUUCACUCAGCAGCAGCUCCACCUCUGACUGCGCUAUCUGCCUCGAGAAAUACAUGGACGGAGAGGAGUUGAGAGUGAUCCCAUGCGCUCACCGUUUCCAUAAGAAGUGUGUGGAUCCGUGGCUCCUGCAGCACCACACCUGCCCACACUGCAGACACAAUAUCAUUGAGCAAAAGAAAGGAAACCCAGGUACUGUGUGCAUGGACCCGGGGAACCCAGUCCAUAGCCGGCAGCAGAGGGUGGUCCUCCCUGUGCAUUACCCAGGCAGGGUGCAUCGAGCUGGGCCGGUGACGGCAUACCCUACCCGCACCAGCAUGGACCCUCAUGGCAACCCAAUCACUGUACUAACAGUGGACCAACACCCGGACCAGACCCUUUACCCAUCGCCGUCUUCCUUCAUCCGCGGCUACCCUGCCCUUCACCUGGACCACAGCCUGAACCCUCACCACUGCGCCCUGGACCACCGGGUUCCUCCUUACCCCCAGCCUCAUGCCUUUAAGCGCCCCAAGUUUCAUGGGCGUAAUUUCUCUCGUGCCACUUGCUUCUCACAGUACGAGACCAUGUACCAGCACUACUACUUUCAGGGUUUGACCUUUCCGCAGCCAGAGGGUCAGCCUGGUUGUGCCCCCCACAAGGGCCAAGGUCGACCCUUUCAACCAGGGCUUUUGUAUCCAACUGUGGUGCACAUGGCACCGGCUUCCUCAUCCCGUUUAGGGGACAAUGGGAGCACUUCUGGACUUAGCUGUUACCAUGGCCACCGGUCGGUGUGUAGCGGCUACCUUGCGGACUGUCCUGGGAGCGACAGCAGCAGCAGUAGUUCGGGUCAGUGCCACUGCUCGUCUAGCGACUCCAUGUUGGACUGUACGGAAGUCAGCAACCAGGGUGUCUACGGGAGUUGCUCCACCUUCCGGAGUUCACUAAGCAGUGACUACGACCCCUACGUCUACCGCAGCAAGAGUCCCUGCCGCGGGUCAGCCGGAGAGGCUGGCUCAGGAUUCCCGGCAGCCUCGUCUGCAGAUGACAUUCUGGCUCCGGUUUCGGUGGGUACAGACUCCCUGCAGCCUCCCAUAGGUGCUUGCUACAGUUCCGGGGACCAGCUGUCCAACUGCAGCCUAGAACCAAACUGUAGCAGCCACUCAUCACUGGAAACCAGGGAAAUCACUAGCACUACCUCAGUCGGGCCCCUAGAGGGCUCCUCAGUGGAAAUGAACCACUGUUCUAUGGAGCAUAGUGGGGAACAAGGGACAGCAUGUAGCUGCUGUUUUGAGGUUCCUCCGCUGAAUCUAGAACGUAAAGGACAGGAGGGAUACUGCAGACGAGGAGCAGAAUCCCAGACUGUUUCCGGCGCUCCACUGCAGAACUUCUACAGCACUGGCACCGACCGACUUUCGCCUGCUGAACACGCUAGCUACGACGGCCUGCCGUGCUGCUUCUACACGGAAAUGAAAAUGCACUGCGGAAGCGUCGGCCGCUAUGCCGAGGACUAUUCCGUUAACGUGCAGUACGCCCACACUGACAGCGACGGCUGCUCGGGACAGGGCUGCUGCGAACUCGGCCAGCGGAUACCCAUAAUUCCAGAGGACGCAGCCUGCGAAUUAGGCCUCGGUUCCGAUACUCAAACAAGCCUUCUCCCUUCCCGACUGACAGUGGAACGGGAGAACAGGACUUCUGGGGAUGCCAGCCAGGGGUUUUGCUCCUCAGGACAGGGUAGAGGUCACACAUAUCAGCAGCAACAGCACGAGGAGGCCAUGGCCCUGUUCUCCUCUCAGUGCAGCGGCAUGUCUGAAACACAAGGGGGCAGCAAAGCUACACCUGAGGGGUCCCGUCUAUGAAGUAAACCCAGCUUUGCCUCCGCAGGCUGGCGUAACUUGUCAGCACUUGCCCAGCUCUCAGAACUUUGAGUGUACUUAUCAGAAAAGGGGUUGAUAUUUUUUUUUUUUUUUGGUUGAAGUGUGGUGUCAUCAAAUCAAAUCAAAUUUAUUUGUAGCGCUUUUUACAACUGAUGUUGUCACAAAGCAGCUUCACAGAAUUCCAGAAAAGACAGAGUUUUAACAAGAAUGUAAAACCCGUCAUCAUCUGGUUUAUUCCUUUCAUUCCUGUGGCCUUCAAAAGUUCCAACAACACAACUUCAAAAGCCGCAUCAGCAAGCAUGCUGUAGCAGGCAGACGCAGAAAAUACUGGAAACACACUUUUAAUUCCACAAGUUCAUUGUUUUAAGAUCUGAGGAAGCCACCAUGAGAGUUCAGCACCACUCACUCAGAUUCAGACGCUAGAUUCACGUUGCAGCUCAUUUUGUGCUCCUGAUUUUUUUAGUCAGAACAGUGAGUGAGUGAGUGAGUGAGUGAGUGAGUGAUUGUUUGUGUGUGUGUGUUUGUUUGUGUGGGCUGAACUAAAACAGCACCGUUCAGAGAAACAAGCCAAAACAGACCGUGGGCCUCUGAGGCCCCUCGUCAUUCCGUAGUCAGCGUCCUGCCUGUGUUUGCAGCUCUGAGCCGUUUAUCUUUACCGGAAAAAAUCAACAGCAUUUAUCAAAAUUGCUGCUGUGAACAAAACUUUGAUUCUUCUUAGGUUGUUCCAAACGUAAUGACUCUACGUUCCCCCACAUUUAGCCUGGAGUUCCUCAUGGUUCUCUCAGAUGUGCAUGUUCAGAGAGCUCCUCCGAUUCUGCGGAAGCUGUUCGUGUUUAGGCGUCUGUAGUUCAGACGGUCUGUUCGCUGCACAGCUGCAUUUCCAGUGUUUCCCUCAGAGAUAAACGGCUUUUCCUGACCGACACGCAGCGUCACAGAUCUGCGUCCGGUCUGAAGAGACAGUACAAACUUCAGCAUGUUUCAGCCUCUCUCGCCCUUCUCUCUGUUCCCCUUCUCUCUCUCUCUCUCUCUCUCUCUCUCUCUCUCUCUCUCUCUCUCUCUGUCUCUCUCUGUGUCUCUGUCU